Messenger RNA from Abrus precatorius (Indian licorice), 950 nucleotides. RefSeq names its product mitochondrial import inner membrane translocase subunit TIM23-2-like. Gene Ontology annotation, molecular function: transmembrane protein transporter activity. Bases 170 to 724 code for a protein of 184 amino acids. NCBI's taxonomy places the organism in Eukaryota, Viridiplantae, Streptophyta, Magnoliopsida, Fabales, Fabaceae. The transcript has a single exon. Gene Ontology annotation, biological process: protein import into mitochondrial matrix. The record is from RefSeq and is a predicted model, not a curated record. Gene Ontology annotation, cellular component: mitochondrial inner membrane; TIM23 mitochondrial import inner membrane translocase complex.
ACCGAAUGGCCGAAUCAAAUUGCGUGGAUUCUCUAACGAAACAGAAUCUAAUUGUUUUUAUUCUUUUUUAAUUCUCUGAGAACCAAAGGAAAACCUUUUCUCGGUGCAGUGUUGUUUCUUCUCCUCUCUCGAUCCCACGAAACCCUAACCCUAGCGUCUGCAAAAGGCAAUGUCCGAUCACAAAUCAGGAUCCGACCCGAACAGCCAAACCCGACUCUACAAUCCCUACAAGGACCUCGAAGUUCCUAUUCGAAACCUCUACCACCUCCCUACCUCGCCGGAGUUCCUCUUCGUCGAAGAGGCUCGCCGCAAGCGCCGCUCGUGGGGCGAGAACCUCACCUUCUAUACUGGCUGUGGCUACCUCGCCGGAGCAGUUGGCGGUGCCAGCGUUGGUCUCGUUGAUGGCGUCAGAUCCUUCGAGUCCGGCGACACCACGAAGCUCCGAAUCAACCGCGUGCUCAACUCGUCUGGUCAUUCGGGUCGGGCGUGGGGAAACAAGAUCGGAAUCAUCGGGUUGAUCUAUGCGGGAAUCGAAAGCGGGAUCGAGGCGGCGAGAGACACCGAUGAUGUGUGGAACAGCGUGGCGGCAGGGCUUGGUACCGGCGCACUGUAUCGAGCGGCGAGAGGGGUAAGAUCAGCGGCGGUGGCCGGAGCGGUGGGUGGGGUUCUGGUCGGAGUGGCAGUAACGGCGAAGCAGGCGCUGAAACGAUACGUUCCUAUAUGAGCGAUAAAUUGAUCAAUUUUGAGCGAUAAUUUGAGGUUAAAUUGAGAUAUAGAUUAUCAUUAUGGUAAUAUCUAUGUUGCUGUUGAUGGUAGUGACUAGGUUAUAUAUCUCUUGCAAACUAUUGGUUUAUUGCCAUAUUUUUUGAGCUCGUUUAUGGCUAACGGUUCUAAUGUGUAAUUUAUUGAGUCAUAUUGUGGUGAAAUUAAAAGAUGGAUUUGGCUACCCU